Molecule: messenger RNA, 3381 nt
Organism: Capsicum annuum
Lineage: Eukaryota; Viridiplantae; Streptophyta; Magnoliopsida; Solanales; Solanaceae
Product: probable LRR receptor-like serine/threonine-protein kinase At3g47570
Exons: 2
Coding region: 89-3184 (1031 amino acids)
Biological process (GO): hormone-mediated signaling pathway; protein phosphorylation
Cellular component (GO): plasma membrane
Molecular function (GO): protein binding; protein kinase activity; ATP binding
Source: RefSeq, a predicted model, not a curated record
AUUAGCAUUUAUACUUGUUAGUUGGAAGAGUCCUGAAAAAUAUUUGUAUAAUCAUACAGAUUCUUAUAGAAGGAAAGCUUACAUUAUAAUGUUAGAAGCAAGAAACUACCUUCUCUAUACAAAAAAAUUUCAAGACAAUAUGGGGCUGUUGUAUCCAACUUCCAAUUCAAUAUGGCUUUUGUUGUGCUUCCAGUAUUUGGUCAUUGUUUUUUCCAUUGCAAUCUCAGGUUUGGAAUCAACUGAUCAACUAGCAUUGCUGGACUUCAAAAGCAGAAUAACAAAGGAUCCACUCCAUGUCAUGGCUUCUUGGAACAAUCGUUCUUUCCAUUACUGCAACUGGACUGGUGUAACAUGUAGUCCUUCCAAUGGUAGAGUUACGUUACUUGCUUUGAGUUCACGACAACUUGCUGGCACCAUACCGCCUUCCAUUGGUAAUCUCAGUUACCUUACAGGUAUUAAUCUUGGAAACAAUAGUUUCCGUGGUGAAAUUCCUCAAGAAUUUGGCCUACUGUUGCAGCUGCAGCAUAUCAAUCUUAGUUACAAUUCUUUUGGUGGAAAAAUUCCUACCAAUUUAACAAACUGCAAGGAACUUAGAGAACUUCAUCUACACUAUAAUGAUAUUGUUGGGAAAAUUGUGGAUGAACUCAGUUCACUUUCAAAGCUGUAUUUGUUAAAACUGAAAAGAAACUCACUCACAGGAGGCAUCCCACGUUGGUUAGGAAACUUUUCAUCUUUAGAGUUCCUUGACCUUUCGGGUAAUAGUCUACAAGGACCAAUACCUGAGGAUCUUGGACGUCUAACUAAUUUGUUAGUAUUCCAUGUGAACUCAAAUGAAUUAUCUGGUACCAUCCCUCCAUCGAUUCUCAAUAUCUCCACCAUAUACUAUUUCUCUGUUACACAAAAUCUAAUGCAUGGGCAACUUCCAGCAGAUUUAGGGCUCACUCUUCCAAACCUUGAAGUAUUUGCUGGCGCUGUCAAUAGCUUCACUGGACCUAUUCCUGUUUCUUUGGCUAAUGCUUCUAACCUUCGCGUGAUUGACUUUUCCCAAAAUAAACUUACUGGGGAUGUGCCAACUACUUUUGGGAAGUUGGAAUUUUUGGUUAGGCUCAACUUCGAGGCGAACAGACUAGGAGGGAGGAGAAGUUAUGAGGGGUUGAGAUUUCUUGAUUUCCUAACCAACUGUACACAUCUGAUGGUACUGAGUUUUGCCACCAAUAACUUUAGGGGAGAACUGCCUCACUCGAUCACUAAUCUUUCAACAGUACUUGAGAUAUUCUCUCUGGGUAACAAUAGGAUGCAUGGUACUCUUCCUGCUGGAGUAGGCAACCUUCUUAGUUUGACCCUACUAGGAAUGGAUGGAAACUACCUCAAUGGCAGCGUUCCUGAAACUAUAGGUAAACUUGAAUAUAUGGAAAAUCUCUAUUUGAAUGGAAAUGCAUUUUCAGGGAAGAUACCAUUCUCUAUUGGUAACUUGACACGGUUAACUACUCUAAACCUGGAGGAAAAUAGGCUAGAAGGACGAAUACCUCCAGAGUUCGGGAAGUGUAAGAUCUUGUCAACAUUAAACCUUACUAGGAACAAUCUUUCUGGAUCCAUACCGAAAGAGGUUGCAGGACUAUUGUCUCUUUCAAUAUCUCUGUCAUUGGCAAGCAAUUCUUUAACUGGACCCUUGCCAAUCGAACUUGGUCAGUUGAUAAAUCUCGAGGAAUUGGAUGUAUCACAGAACAAAUUAUCUGGUGAAAUUCCAAGCACUCUCAGCAAUUGCCUCCACUUAGAGCGUGUAGACAUUAGUAAUAAUCUUUUUCGAGGAAUCAUUCCUCAAUCCUUUAUAAAUUUAAAAGGAUUAGGUGAGGUAGAUUUUUCACAAAAUACCUUGUCAGGGAAAAUACCAGAGUUUCUAGGAAUGCUUCCAUAUCUCAGAAAACUGGAUCUUUCGUUCAAUGAACUUGAAGGUAGGGUUCCAAAAGAAGGGAUAUUUUCCAAUACAAGCGCAGUUUCAAUCAAAGGAAACAGUAGACUUUGUGGAGGUGUUCCUGAUUUACAUUUGCCUGAAUGCUCCAAAGCUCCAAAGCACCUUGAUUCAAGAGUGUGGAUAGCUGUUACAGCUCCUGUUGCGCUCUUAAUUUUGGUACUGUGUUUCUACGGCGUUUAUUACAGGCUCAGAAACUCAAGAAAGGCACACUCUUGGAUUGAUGGGAACCUAGCACAGAUACCAAGAACUACAUACCGAGAAAUACUUAGAGCAACAGAUGGUUUCUCUGAGGCUAACUUGGUAGGCACGGGAAGUUUUGGUUCAGUAUACAAAGCCCAUUUCCAUAGUGAGAAUAAAAUAAUGGCAGUGAAAGUGCUGAACCUACAACAAAGAGGGGCCUUGAGGAGCUUCCAAGAUGAAUGCAGAGCUUUGAGAAAUAUAAGGCAUCGCAAUCUUUUGCGAAUCAAGACUGCUUGUUCGAGCAUUGAUCACCACGAUAAUGACUUCAAGUGCCUAAUUUUUGAGUUCAUGACUAAUGGAAACCUACACGAUUGGUUGCAUCCAGAAAACGAUGACCAACAACGUCAAACAAAGAAGCUGACCUUUAUCCAAAGAUUAAACAUUGCCAUAGAUGUUGCUUCUGCACUUGACUAUCUCCACAACCACUGUCAAACGCCAAUUGUUCACUGUGAUCUAAAACCAAGCAACAUACUCCUCAAUGAAGAUAUGUCUGCACAUGUUGGUGACUUCGGGUUAGCAACAUUUCUCCUUGACACAUCGAGUAAUUCCUGGAGUCAACAGAUUUCUGCAGCACUAAAAGGUUCUAUUGGUUACAUCCCACCAGAGUAUGGAUCAGGAGGCCAAGCAUCCACACUUGGAGAUGUUUACAGCUUUGGAAUAGUGUUGCUAGAGUUGUGUAUUUGUAAAAGACCAACUGAUGCUAUUUUUAACGAGAACCUAAAUAUUCACAAGUACGUUUCAGCGGCUUUGCCUGAACGUUUCAUGGAGAUUGUAGAUCCUUUAUUGCUCUUGGCAGAGGAAGAGCAGAACAUCAAUCAAGAUCAAGCAAGGAGAAUGGAAGAAUGUUUACUCUCGGUUUUGGAAAUCGGGCUUACAUGUUCUGCAUCAUCACCAAGAGAUAGAGCGCCAAUUGACACUACUUUGGGCAAACUUCAAGCAAUCAAGGAGACCUUCCUCUCAAUGAGAUGGUAAUAUGAUUAACUGUUUAUUUUUCAUAUUUCCUUUAUUAAGCCUUGUCCUGAACCAAAAAAUGUUACAUAAUUAGAAUGUAGUGGCUAACCAAACAGGUUACCUACUCCUUUUCGUGUUAUGUUGUUUGAUCGAAGUUUGUAAGCAGAUCUAAAUUAUUUUGAUUCAAACAGGCAAGAACAGUACAAUUUGAUAAUCAA